Molecule: messenger RNA, 2335 nt
Organism: Trichobilharzia szidati
Lineage: Eukaryota; Metazoa; Platyhelminthes; Trematoda; Strigeidida; Schistosomatidae
Source: the annotation of a GenBank genome assembly
AUGACUAAACUGUGGCCUAUUUUGAAAGCCUCUAAACUUAUUCCUCAUUGUUGGAUCCCGUUUAGUUCAACUUUAUCUCGUCGUCACUUUUGUGUGAAUAAAACGCCGAGUAAAAAUGUUUUUGCGGUAACUGGUAUUCAAUCAAGUGGAAAACCUCAUCUUGGAAAUUAUCUUGGUGUUAUUAAACCAUGCAUUAAAUAUUGUCGUAACAGUGAUGUAUCACAGUUUUUUAUGAUAAUAGCUGAUUUACACGCUCUUACAUCACAAAAUUGUGCAACCUUAGAGCAUCAAAUUCAUGAACUUGCAGCAACUCUACUUGCCUGUGGAUUUGAAAGAAAAUCUUUGAAACAGCUCAUGUUUUUACAGUCAUCUGUAGCUGGUCAUACUGAACUGGCGUGGAUUCUGUCGUCAGUCUGUUCCUUUCGUAGAUUAGCUCAUUUACCUCAAUGGAGAGAAAAGUCUGGUUACUAUAACACAGCAUCCAAUGUUCCGGUGACUGAUGAUCGACAAAUAACUGACGUGUGUGAUACUGUCUCUGUCGGUUUAUUUACAUAUCCUGUUUUACAAGCCGCCGAUAUACUUCUUUAUGGAGCAAAUGUUGUUCCAGUUGGUAUUGAUCAGAUAACUCAUAUUGAAUUGGCACGUGACUUGGUUCGAUCAGCUGUACAAAAAUGGCCUUCCUUAUCUUCUAUUCUACAAAUUCCAGAUAGUCUUAUUUUCGAGACACCGAAAAUAACCGAUUUAAGAAAUCCAACUAAGAAGAUGAGUAAAUCAGAUACAUCAGAAUUUGGGAUUGUCUAUCUUACAGACUCUCCAGAUGCUAUUCGUAAAAAGAUUAAACGUGCUGAAACUGACAGUAUCCGAGGAAUUAGUUAUGAUAUUGUAGAACGUCCUGGUGUAUCGAAUUUAUUAAGAAUACUAGCUGCUAUUGAGGAUCGUCAAAUUGAUGACAUUCUUUCAACUGCAAGUCAAUGGAGUAAAGAAGAUUUAAAGUCAAGAGUUACAGAUGCUCUCGUUGAAGAAUUUGAUCCUAUUCGUAAACGUAUUGAUGAGUUAAUGUAUACAGAAGAUGGUCAAUCUAUUGUAACUGAGUGUUUAACAUUCGGUGCAGAACAAGCCAAUGAAGUAGCUGGUCAUACUGAACUAGCGUGGAUUCUGUCGUCAGUAUGUUCCUUUCGUAGAUUAGCUCAUUUACCUCAAUGGAGAGAAAAGUCUGGAUACUAUAACACAGCAUCCAAUGUUCCCGUGACUGAUGAUCGACAAAUAACUGACGUGUGUGAUACUGUCUCUGUCGGUUUAUUUACAUAUCCUGUUUUACAAGCUGCCGAUAUACUUCUUUAUGGAGCAAAUGUUGUUCCAGUUGGUAUUGAUCAGAUAACUCAUAUUGAAUUGGCACGUGACUUGGUUCGAUCAGCUGUACAGAAAUGGCCUUCCUUAUCUUCUAUUCUACAAAUUCCAGAUAGUCUUAUAUUCGAGACACCGAAAAUAACCGAUUUAAGAAAUCCAACUAAGAAGAUGAGUAAAUCAGAUACAUCAGAAUUUGGGAUUGUCUAUCUUACAGACUCUCCAGAUGCUAUUCGUAAAAAGAUUAAACGUGCUGAAACUGACAGUAUCCGAGGAAUUAGUUAUGAUAUUGUAGAACGUCCUGGUGUAUCGAAUUUAUUAAGAAUACUAGCUGCUAUUGAGGAUCGUCAAAUUGAUGACAUUCUUUCAACUGCAAGUCAAUGGAGUAAAGAAGAUUUAAAGUCAAAAGUUACAGAUGCUCUCGUUGAAGAAUUUGAUCCUAUUCGUAAACGUAUUGAUGAGUUAAUGUAUACAGAAGAUGGUCAAUCUAUUGUAACUGAGUGUUUACAAUUCGGUGCAGAACAAGCCAAUGAAGUAGCUUCGAAGCGUCUAGAAUUAAUUUAUUCAACGAUUGGUUGUAAACUACCAUCUGGAAAGAGACAUUCCAUGCCAUCCUCUAAUGUGAACACUAUUAAAACUGGUACUAGAAUAUCGAUCUGACUUUCAGCUAUUUUUCUUCCUUACUUCGUAUAUCUUGAAUACUCCUCUCUGUGUGUAUAUAUAUCAUGACAACAUUGUAGAUAGCAGUUUUUGUAUACAUAUUAUUUUAUACGCUGUUGUAUGAUAUCUUCACCACCCCCAACCUUAUUCCUAAUUAGUUGGUGUGUGAUAUCCCUUGUCUAUAAUCAGUUAUUAUGAAUAAUACAACUAUUGUUUAAUUACAAACUUUGUAAAAUAUAAGCGGAGAUUAAAUUCGGCACCUAUAGCUGGCUGGCUGGAUUCAACAUAAAACUUGCCACCGACGUGCAGCACCUCGAGUUGCCACGUUCCA